Messenger RNA from Frankliniella occidentalis (western flower thrips), 8195 nucleotides. RefSeq names its product tetratricopeptide repeat protein 28. NCBI's taxonomy places the organism in Eukaryota, Metazoa, Arthropoda, Insecta, Thysanoptera, Thripidae. Gene Ontology annotation, molecular function: protein binding. The transcript has 23 exons. Bases 86 to 7879 code for a protein of 2597 amino acids. The record is from RefSeq and is a predicted model, not a curated record.
UGCAGGACGGCCGCGGAGGGACAUGGCGGAUGGGGACGAGGUCGGCGCCCUGUAAACGCAGUCACCGCAACAUGCUCCAUCCAACAUGUCACAGCGCGAUUUGUCAGAGGUGGAGCCCGAAGGCGAGCUGCCGGCCGCGAGCCGCACGCUGUUCCUGGAGCUGGUGCGCCAGAGCAAUGCCGCCUGCCAGACGAGGGACUUCGCCAAGGCCGUCGUCCUCUACUCCGAGGCCCUGCAGCUCGACCCCAACAAUCACGUGCUGCACUCCAACCGGUCGGCUGCGCGGGUCAAGCUGGGCCAGUUCGCCGCCGCGCUACAGGACGCCACCCGGGCGAGGGAGCUCAACCCCAAGUGGCCAAAGGCAUACUACAGGCAAGGUGUCGCCCUGCAAUGCCUGGGCCGCCACGGCGACGCGCUCGCCGCCUUCAGCUCGGGAUUGGCUCAGGAUCCCAAGUCCGGCCAGCUCUUAGCUGGACUGAUGGAAUGCUCAGUGAAGAGCCCCCUCAGAGCCAAGCUCGAACCAACUUUCCAUCAGCUAGAGGAAAUGAACCUCAACACGUCUCCGUUUGUAAUAAUUUCUGUCGUGGGCCAAGAACUGCUGGGCACUGGGCACUACUCUGCAGCCGUUGUGGUGCUGGAGGCCGCUCUGAGGAUAGGCUCAUGUAGUCUAAAGCUCAGAGGUUCUGUCUUUUCAGCUCUUUCCUCAGCCUACUGGGCACUUAAUUCAUUAGAAAAGGCAAUCAACUAUAUGCAACAAGAUUUGGCUGUGGCUAAAAGUCUCGGAGAUAUAGCAGGAGAAUGUCGAGCUCAUGGGAAUUUAGGAUCGGCAUAUUUCAGUCAAGGUUCAUUCAAGGAAGCUUUAACGUCCCAUCGAUACCAACUUGUACUUGCCAUGAAAUGCAAGGAUUCUCAAGCUGCUGCAUCAGCCCUUACUAGUCUAGGACACGUUUACACAGCAACAGGAGACUAUCCCAAUGCCCUUGCUUCUCACAAACAAUGUGUUCAGCUUGUGAAACAAAUGGGUGAUAAAUUGCAAGAAGCAAGAGAAAUUGGGAAUGUUGGUGCAGUUUACUUAGCAAUGGGAGAGUUUGAGAGUGCUGUUGACUGCCAUACGCAACACUUAAAACUUGCAAGACGGCUUGGUAACCAGGUUGAAGAGGCCCGUGCAUACAGCAAUUUAGGAUCAUCACAUCAUUAUCGGCGCAAUUUUUCUCAAGCUAUUACAUUUCAUGAAAAUGUGUUAAGAAUAGCUCAAGAAUUAGGUGACCGUGCAAUAGAAGCAAGAGCUUAUGCAGGUCUAGGGCAUGCUGCAAGAUGUGCUGGAGAUUAUCAGCAAGCAAAGCGCUGGCAUGAAAGGCAGUUAGAUAUGGCUUUAUCCACUAGGGAUAAAAUGGGUGAAGGAAGAGCCUGUUCUAAUUUAGGAAUAGUUUAUCAGUUAUUAGAUGAUCAUGAUGCUGCACUUAAAUUGCAUCAAGCUCAUCUUAGUAUUGCCCGAUUGCUUCAAGAUAAGGCUGGUAUGGGUCGUGCAUAUGGAAAUAUUGGCAAUGCCUACAGUGCAAUGGGUUAUUAUGAGCAGGCAAUAAAAUAUCAUAAACAAGAAUUGACAAUAUCCAAAGAAGUAAACGAUAGAAGCUCUGAAGCAUCAACACAUGGAAACUUGGCGGUUGCUUACCAGGCAUUAGGUGCUCAUGAGAUGGCGCUUCUUCAUUACCGUGCUCACCUGAACAUAGCACGAGAACUAAAGGAUUCUGCUGGUGAAGCGUGUGCUCUUUUGAAUCUGGGAAACUGUUUGAGUUCUAGAGCAGAGUUUGCGCAGGCUGUUCCUUAUUACGAUAACUACCUUAUGCUAUCACAGGAGCUUCACGAUAUAGAGGGUGAAGCUAAGGCUUGUCAUUUUUUGGGCUAUGCUCACUAUUGCCUAGGAAAUUUCCGUGAAGCAGUACGAUAUUAUGAUCAAGAUUUAGCCCUUGCCAAAGAUUUACAAGACAAAAUGAAUAUGGGACGAGCAUACUGUAAUUUAGGAUUGGCACAUCUUGCUUUAGGAAACCUUGACACUGCAUUGGAAUGUCAGAAAUAUUUCCUUGCAAUUGCUCACAUGACAAAGCAUUUGCCAGGGAAAUUCCGUGCACUUGGCAAUAUAGGUGAUGUUUUAAUUCGAAUGGGAGACGUAGAAGAAGCCUUAAAAAUGUAUCAAAGACAGCUUUCAAUGGCAAGACAAGGAAAUGACCGAGGGCUAGAGGCUGCAGCUUAUGGUGCUUUAGGUUUGGGGCACCGGCUAUUAAGGUGUUUUGAUAAAGCUCUUGGGUAUCACACCCAAGAACUGACACUUCGUCAAGAAAUGAGUGAUUUGAAGGGAGAAUGUCGUGCACAUGGGCACCUGGGGGCAGUGCACAUGUCUCUUGGAAAUUAUACAAAUGCAAUUAAGUGUUACCAAGAACAAUUAGAACGUGCCAAAGAGCUAAGGGACAAUGCUGUUGAAGCUCAAGCAUUUGGAAAUCUGGGAAUAGCCCGAUUGAACAUGGGUCAUUACGAAGAUGCUAUUGGCUACUUAGAACAACAACUAGCUACACUUCAACAACUUUCAGCUCCCACAGCAUUAUUUGAUAAGGGUCGAGCAUUUGGAAAUCUAGGAGAUUGCUAUGAUGCCUUAGGUGAUUUUGAAGAGGCUGUGAAAUGCCACGAGCAACAUUUAGCUAUAGCCCUGAAACUGAAGAGUGCAAGAGAUCAGGAAAGAGCAUAUCGAGGACUGGGACAUUCUCACAAAAGUUUAGGAAAUCUUCAACAAGCACUAGUCUGUCUUGAGAAAAGGCUUGUAGUUGCUCAUGAAAUGAACAGUGCAGAAGCUAAGGCUGCUGCUUAUGGAGAACUUGGCCAUAUUCAUCGUACUCUUGGUAAUUAUGAACAGGCAAUAUCCUGCCUUGAACAUCAACUUGGUAUUUCAAGGGACCUUAAAGAUAGAGUCCUGGAGGCUGAAGCCUCUUGUGGGCUCGGACAAGUUCACCAACACAUGGGUGAAUAUGCCUCUGCCCUUCGAUUCCAUCAAAUGGAUUUGGAUAUUGCUCUAGAUCUAGGUUUACCAGCUCUGCAAGGAAGAGCAUAUGGAAAUCUAGGUACUGUUCAUGAAUCAUUGGGUAAUCUUCAGGAAGCUAUUCGUUAUCAGGAACAACAUCUUUCUGUUGCAUCUCAAACCAACGAUAAAGUUGCAAAGACAGUGGCCUUUAGUAGCCUUGGACGAAUCCACCAUGCCCUCGGCAAUACAGCACAAGCCGUAGGAUACUUACAACAAGGACUACAAAUGGCUGCUCAUCUAGGAAGGAGAGAGGAAGAGGCUCGAAUUCGACAUCGUCUUGGUCUCGCAUUGUGGGGCCAUGGUGACCUAGAAGGAGCUCAAACACAAUUGGAGCAGGCAGCACAUCUACUUGAAGCAAUACGAAGAGAGGCCCGUGGUUCAAGUGAUUACAAGCUUACCCUGUUUGAACUUCAGACUGCAUCUUAUCAAGCUUUGCAAAGAGUUUUGGUGGCAAUGGGACGGCCUGAGGAAGCACUCUUAGUAGCUGAAAGAGGAAGGACUAGAGCUUUUGUUGAUCUCCUUCUGGAACGACAAGGAUAUGGUGGACAGUCAGUUGCAAAGAAUGGCCAUAAUUCAGUAAUAUCAAUUGUUCAACCCUCAGGAAAUGGAACCAACUCUGGCACGGAUGCAAUAACGGCUGCAGCAAUUGCCUCUGCUAGAGUGGACGAUUGUACACCAAUGUCAGUGGAUCAGCUUGUGGACAUUGUCAAUCGACAGAAAGCAUCAGUUCUUUACUAUUCCUUAGCUGCAGGUUACCUUUAUGCUUGGUUCAUUGUACCUGGAAAAGGUGUUGUUAAAUUUCAUCAAGUGUCUAUUAGUGAAGGUGAUGAGCAUGGCCCAGACAACAAUACUGAGGGAACCUCAUCAGGAUCGCUGUUAGAGCAUUACAUCCAAAGUGUUCGAGAGAGCUUGGGUGUAGAGCUACAAGCAGCUAAUAUGACAAGUAACCCUGAUCAAGAGGACCCUGAUUCAGCCGAUUUGUGGUCUCAGCACCUAGAGGAUGUUGGAGACAGAGCUAGUUUUCUGCGCAUGGUUAAUAGAAAUCAUAUUUUCAAUUCCAGCAAUUACAGUCUCAGCAGUCUAUUCAGUCUUGGAAGUGUUGGUGGAAGUGUGGCAAGUGGGCCAGCCUCACGUCCGGGCAGUACAAGAUCAAGGAGACCAGCUACAACACAGUGGCAAGGACCAUCAUGUCUAGCUGCUUUGUACCAAUUACUCAUCGCUCCAUUUGAAGAUUGUCUCCCAUAUAGUGGACCAAAAUCAUCAUCUGGUUCAGUUAAGGGAAGUGGUUUUGGACGGCGUGAAAUUCUUUUAGUACUUGAAGGUGAUUUAUACCUAGUGCCUUUCCCUGUUCUGAAGCCCAGUGGGGGCAUGACAAACCUUAGUGAUGAGGGGCCUGGAGUCUCCACUGAAUAUUUGUGUGAAAGAUUUAGUCUAUUGGUAGUACCAUCACUAACAGCUCUUCGAGCAAAUCAGCGCUCAGCCAGGGCAGCCAUGUUAGCUGCUGCCAAAAACAGUGAGGGUCAGCAGGCACAGGGUGCGCAGGGCUCCAAUAGUAUGUCAGCUCUUGUUGUUGGGAACCCCCGUUUGCCAAGUUGUGUCACUGAACAGUGGGGCUGGAGUGACAUACCAUAUGCUGAGCAAGAGGCAGCUAUGGUUUCAGAGAUGCUUCAAGUCAGUGCUCUAACUGGGACACAGGCAAACAAGGAAUCAGUGCUUCAGAAGAUUUGUAAUGCAGAAUGUGUACACUUAGCAACUCAUGUGUCAUGGAAACUAUCAGCAAUAGUUCUCUCACCGGGUGAAGUGUUGGACUCCCAGUCAUCAAAACCUAGCAGUGGAAGAUUCUUUGCAGGUGGUCAGUCCAAUGGUUCAGAGGGUAGCCAAGAAGCUUGUGAUGAAGAAGGAUCUGAACUUUCGUCCACUCUUGAGCUACCUUCAAUGUCAGAAUUCCUUCUGACAGCAUCUGACUUGCUGAGUUUGCGACUCACUGCACGAUUAGUAGUAGUCAGUUCAAGCCAUACAAGAGACCACCAUGGCUGGGCCAAUGCAGAUGGAGUUAUAAGCCUAACAAGAGCACUUCUAGCAGCUGGUGCGCAAUGUGUUCUUGUUUCUUUGUGGCCAGUACCAGACACAGCUACAAAAAUUCUGCUGCGUGCUUUUUAUUCUGCUCUACUGCAGGGUUCGCGGGUGAGUAAAGCUCUUGCCGAGGCCAUGCAAACAGUUCAACACACUAAACAUUUUGCCCACCCUGCCAAUUGGGCAGGUUUUGUCUUGGUUGGUGCUGAUGUAAGGCUCUCCAAUAAGGUGGCACUCAUGGGCCAGGCAUUGUGUGAACUUUUAAAAACGCCAGAGAAGUGCCGAGACGCACUUCGCGUUACAUUACAUUUGGUGGAGAAGUCACUUCAGCGUAUUCAUCGAGGACAAAAGAAUGCAAUGUACACCACUCAAAAAUCUAUUGAAAAUAAGGUGGGGUCUGUUAGUGGCUGGAAAGAUCUUUUAAUGUCAGUUGGCUUUAGGUUUGAGCCAGCUGCCAAUGGCAUUCCUUCUUCUGUUUUCUUCCCUCAAAGUGAUCCUGAGGAAAGACUAACUCAGUGCAGUGCUAGUCUACAAGCACUCCUUGGACUCACAGGAACGUCACUUUCAGCACUUUCAAAAUUGAUGUCAAAUGUAGAGGUUGCUGAUGACAUAAUUGGAGUUGUCCGUCAAGUUAUUGGACAGUUCAGCAUGAAGAAUGUUGAAGCAGAAAGCAUUGAGGUACCCAUUGGUGUUAAACUGUGGCAAGUCCCGGGUUGUCAUGAACUGCUGGCUUCUUUAGGUUUUGACCUAAUGGAAGUAGGAACUGAUGAGGUAACACUACGUACAGGAAAACAGGCUAAUAGACGUAAUAUUCAAUUUGUUCUUCAAGCUCUUCUUGCCUUGUUUGAUACUCAAGAGGCACCAAAGAACUUAAGUAUAGAUUCAUCUAGCUCUCUUGAGAGUCUUGACUCCCUAGAUGCAGGUGGAGAUGAUGACAUACUGGAUAGGUCAAGCCCAACAAAUAUUGGUGGAGACAUUGGACCCCCUCCUCUACCCCCUCCACCAUUGCCUGUAGUCCCGACCAGACCAAGACCCUUACCUCCCCCAGGGCAUAGAGCAACAGUUACUGCUUUUACAAGUUAUGUGAGGAGAAGAGGUGAACCAGACGGCCGCACUGCUAAUGCUGGGGAAAGUACAGCCACUCCCUUACCGAAGCCAAUUAUAACUACACCUUCAUCAAAUAGUAACAAUCGGCUUUUGAUUGGACGCCCAGGUGGUGGUGGGGAAAGCGAUGCUGCUUUCACCCCUAGUCCACCUGUAGGGACUCAUAACUCCUCAAGUGCUGAUUUGAGUUCUUGUGUUGCCACACUCACUCUUGCUCACCAGAACAGAAUUCGCACUCUUUAUAGCAACAAUAAUAAUAACGAAGGAUCUUCACCAAUUGCUGAUGGAGCAAGUAAUUCAACUCUCCCACUUGCUGUUGCAUACCACCACAGACGUCCAGAUUCCUCAAGCUCAGCAAGUUCAGCAACUGACUGGGAAGGAAAUGGACACAGCACUGUCUUAAGAAGGGUUGGAAACAUGGCAUCAAACCAUCCUCUGCCUCCCCUUCCACCAAUGCCAACAACACGCCAAGCUCCACCUCCUCCUCCACCAAUGGUUGACCCACUCCAUCCGUUACCCCCUCUAAUGUACAAUAAUGCCAUAGGGUUUGAUUCUCCAAGCUCUGAUUCAGACUUCGGAUCAAGUGUUCAUGCAAAGGCCCAUUCCACUCCAAAGUCCUCAUACAGGGGCAUCAGAUCGCGUAAUAGCAAAGCUCCUCCAGUUAAUCAAGCAACCAUGCCUCUAGAUAGACUCAGUGUCAGAACUGAACUGACUAACUGCAACAAUGUAGAAAGAAGAAAACCGAUGAUUUCUCUCGCUCCCAGUGAUGAUGGUGCUACAAAUGCACUUCAAUCUACUGAAACAGCUGCCCUCUUCUUCCAGGGGCAAGUAAAAGAACAAGCUGCUGGUCAAACCAGUUCAUGUGUCUCUUCUGGAGACCCAACAAGACCAGGCGCUGGCAUUCAAGAUCAAAUUAUGGCCUCACAAUUGAGGCACCUUAACAGGGAGUUGACACCUACAAUUUCUGAUGUGUAUCAUGAAAGGCCCCUUGGCUUGGGUCUAGCACCACCGUUAUCACAAUUACUGACUGCAAGAAAUCUUCAAGAGUCCUUACGGGAAGCUGAUGAUGGUUUGGAUAAAUUAGGCUUAAUGACUUCCACAAUUUCUGAAGAAAAUUCAAGCUGCAGCAGUAAAACAACUGAAGGGUCUACUAAAGCUAAACCAUGGCUAUCUUCAGCUGCUCUUCAAAGAUUUUACCAUGCAGAAGGUGGUGAUAUUUUAAGCGCAGACCGCGAGCUGAAAGCUCGUUCCACUGGAUCUCCUUGCAGUGAGCUCAGCAGACGUGAUGAAGGGGAUGGACGGUCUAUCGCUGAUUCCCAGUGCAGCGCCGGUAGCUACAAAAAGCCCUGCAGUGUUAGUGCAGGGUCUCAUCGUAGCAAAAGCAGUUCAAGUUGCUUUUACUCCCAAGACAUAGAGGAAACAAAAGAAGAGUGUGCUAGAUCCCUAAGCAACGUUUCUGAGCAAAGCACGGUUGACCAGACACCCAGUAUUCCUGCUGUGCCUAUACCCCGGAUGCGCUCAUCGAAACACCAUCCACCUCCACCUCCACCCAUACCAAAUACGAGAAAAGCUUUUCCAGGUGGAUUUAUUCCCAUGUCACAGAAAACAUCAUCUCCGCCAUCUAAAUGUUGAACCAUUGUUUAUCUUCUCGUUAUUUGUUUGAAGCAUAGUUUGCUUAUGUUCUCAAAGAAGAAAUUAUGUUUUGUCAGUCAAGUUCAUUGAUAAAACGAUUCAAGUCAGUCGAGGAUAAUUCCUGAAUUGUCUGUGAUAAUAGAAGUUUAAGAUUUUCCACAUGUGUAUUGCCAAUUAAUUGAGUAGAAAUAUAAUUACAUUUUCAAUUUAUUUCUACAUUGUUUAUGUCUAAAGCAAUAUAUUGUACAAAAUACAAAAUGAAAUGUAAUAUACUGUAUAGCUUAGGAAUAAAUUGCAGUUGAAGGAAAACUGACCA